Gracilinanus agilis (Agile Gracile Mouse Opossum) is the source of this 1200-nucleotide messenger RNA. It is a transcript of the gene FAM110C, whose product is annotated as family with sequence similarity 110 member C. Gene Ontology annotation, cellular component: cell cortex. Bases 1 to 1200 code for a protein of 399 amino acids. Gene Ontology annotation, molecular function: alpha-tubulin binding. NCBI's taxonomy places the organism in Eukaryota, Metazoa, Chordata, Mammalia, Didelphimorphia, Didelphidae. Gene Ontology annotation, biological process: regulation of cell projection assembly; positive regulation of cell migration. The transcript has a single exon. The record is from RefSeq and is a predicted model, not a curated record.
AUGCCAACGGAGCUGGCUCCUAGCCUGGGAAUGUAUGCCCUUUCCAACUUGGAUUCCUCCCCGACGACCCGAAUACUCUGCAAGGGUCCGCAGUACCUGCGCAAGCAGAUAGAAGGGGGAGAGCGGGCCAAGAAGAGUGCUGUGGAGAGGCUGGCAGCUGAUAAAGCCAAGUAUGUCAAAAGCCAGCAGGUAAUUGGCACCAAACAGGAGCCUGCCAGGCUGAGCUCGGCCUCGGAGAGCAGUGGUGAAACCUGUUCUGAGGAGAGCAGAAAAAGCAGCAAGGAUUCGACAGGGAGAGGGGACCCCUGGGUCCCUACGCCCCCACCAUCCUUUCCUGUGGCCCGGAGGACCAUCAGCAGGAGGCCGCUGAGGCCAGAUUCCCUCGUCAUCUACCGUCAAAAGUGUGAAUUUGUCAAAGGCCAGGGUACCGAGAACAACCCAAGAGGGGGCUUGGUGAAGAAGAUUCUCCAGGGUUCCACUAAAGAAAAGAUGUCAGUGUCCCCUGACAUGCCUAGAGGGAAGGAGGAAGUGCGAGCAGAAAAUGAGGAAGUCAAACUGGAGAGCAAAGAGGCCAAAAUAGAGAAGAAGGAGACCAGACUGGAGCGUGAAGAGACCAAAUUGGAAAGUAAAGGGACCAGGAUGGAGAGUCAGGAGAUCCGAUCAGAGAAUGAGGAGGCCUUGAAGGAGGACGCUGUUCCUCCCAGCGCCCCAACAAAUACCCCGGUCGGUUCCCCUUCCAGUGGGGAUGAGAAGCUCAUGAAAGCAUCUGUUGCUGCAGUUGAGCUCCGGGAUGUAAAGAGAAGGAGCCUGCACCGCUCCAAGUCUGACAUAAGCUCCCGCUACUCCAAGUCCUUUUCUGAGUCUGACACCUUUUUUAAGUACUGUGGCCUGGACCCUGAGGUGGUGGAAGAUCUUGGGAAGGAGAACUUCUCAGCAGGGUGGGACCACCACAUGUCCUUCAAGAUCCGCAGUGUGAGCAUGGCCACGUCGGAGGGAGGUUUCUCCCAUCGCAGCGGGGAUGAGGGCCUGCUGGAAGAGGAGCUAACAGAGCAGGUCCCUAGCACCACAUCAGUCAUCGAACGCAACGCUAGAAUUAUCAAGUGGCUGUAUACGUGUAAAAAGGCCAAAGAGUCAGAGAGCAAGGUGGCCCAGGACUUAGCUGCAAGUAUGCUGGUUCCCACUGCCACGGAAACACGGUAA